Messenger RNA from Neogale vison (American mink), 648 nucleotides. RefSeq names its product lens intrinsic membrane protein 2 (gene LIM2). The record is from RefSeq and is a predicted model, not a curated record. Gene Ontology annotation, molecular function: structural constituent of eye lens. Bases 1 to 648 code for a protein of 215 amino acids. The transcript has 4 exons. NCBI's taxonomy places the organism in Eukaryota, Metazoa, Chordata, Mammalia, Carnivora, Mustelidae. Gene Ontology annotation, cellular component: plasma membrane.
AUGUACAGCUUCAUGGGUGGCGGCCUCUUCUGUGCCUGGGUGGGGACCAUCCUCCUGGUGGUGGCCACAGCCACAGACCACUGGAUGCAGUACCGGCUGUCGGGGUCCUUUGCCCACCAGGGCCUGUGGCGAUAUUGCCUGGGAAACAAGUGCUACCUGCAGACAGAGAGCAUCGGUAAGGCUCCGGGGCUGGGGCUGGGCUGGGGCUGGGCUCAGAGCCCCCCCCUCAGGGCACACCUUUGCCACCUGUGUGGCCGGUGGGGAACUCUGUGGCUCAGAGAGGGAAAGGGUGCUACCACAGCUUAUUGGAAUGCCACCCGGGCCUUCAUGAUCCUGUCCUCCCUGUGCGCCACCUCGGGCAUCAUCAUGGGCAUCCUGGCCUUCGCUCAGCAACCCACCUUCACCCGCCUCUCCCGGCCCUUCUCUGCCGGCAUCAUGUUUUUCGCCUCCACCUUUUUUGUCCUGUUGGCCUUGGCCAUUUACACUGGAGUCACUGUCAGCUUCCUUGGUCGCCGCUUUGGGGACUGGCGCUUUUCCUGGUCUUACAUCCUGGGCUGGGUGGCCUUGCUCAUGGCCUUCUUCGCAGGGAUUUUCUACAUGUGUGCCUACCGGAUGCAUGAAUGUCGGCGCCUGUCUGCUCCCCGCUGA